This is a messenger RNA of Fonsecaea pedrosoi CBS 271.37, 1299 nucleotides long. RefSeq lists its product as uncharacterized. Bases 1 to 1299 code for a protein of 432 amino acids. The record is from RefSeq and is a predicted model, not a curated record. Lineage: Eukaryota; Fungi; Ascomycota; Eurotiomycetes; Chaetothyriales; Herpotrichiellaceae. The transcript has 7 exons. Gene Ontology annotation, molecular function: ATP binding; ATP hydrolysis activity.
AUGGCGGCUGUGCAUUUAGCGGCCUGCAGCAGGAGAUCGAAGCAUCACAACUAUCAACAGGACAAUGUCAACAGUUGGCGCCCAGCCGCAACCGACUGCUGCCCGACAAGCCACUUCAUGGUCGUAAGGGCCUUUUCGAUCACGCUGUUGUUCGAUGCGAAUCAGUCAGGAGAACUCAUGGCCGAUUCCCUUAUCCAACAAAAAGACGAAGCUGUCAUCACGGCUUCCGAUAAGACAAACUCGAAACCCACCGCCUACAUCGACGUGAACUCGGAAGAACUGCGGGACAUCUUGCGAAUGUUGCUCCAAGAGGUUAAUUGGAUCAGCCUUGGCGGAGAUAAGCCCGCUUUCGAACAAAGCUUGUUGUUUCACUACCUCCCCGAGCUUGAAGCGUAUCGCGCCAACAGGAAGAGUGUCCGCGCUUUCGAUCUGUUGAUUCAAACUCGCCAUGAUCCGCCUAGGGAGUAUGCCGUGGAAGAUAUUGAACACGUCCAGUGGUCGAACCAGCUCUUCACCUCUCUCACAAUACCUGCUAGAAAGAAAGAGGUAGUCAUGGCUGUUGCCCAGAACCGCCUUGGCGAGCCGGGGAGCGGGUCUGUCAGUACGACCAAGGCAUUUGACGGUAUUGCUGGAGAAAAGGGGCGUGGCAUCGAUAUCCUGCUCUUUGGUCCGCCGGGAGUGGGAAAGACAUUCACAGCGGAAGCGCUCUCUGAACACUUCCACCGACCCCUAUAUUUAAUUUCGGCCGGCGAAUUGUGCUUGGAUGCAGCAGAACUGGAAUGGCAGCUCGGUCGUAUCUUCCAGACCGUAAAAGCGCGGAAUGUCCUACUCUUACUGGACGAAGCGGAUGUCUUUCUUCAGGCGCGUUUCCAGCUGACUCUCGAACGCAAUCGCCUUGUGGCCAUCUUUCUUCGAAGGAUGGGGUUCUUCAACGGCGUCUUCUUCCUGAGCACCGACCUUACCAACGACUUCGAUGGAGCAAUUCUAAAUAGAAUUCACUUGAGGAUGAAAUACGAAGACCUGGACAAAAAAGCGAGGCAGGUCGUGAUUGCCCAAUCACUCAAAAAGGUAAGAGAAGGUGGAGGGUCAUCGAGCAUUAGCAUGGAGGACUUGGAGCCUUUCGCUUGCGUCCAGCUCAAUGGUCGCGAGAUUAGGAAUACCAUCGCCACGGCGAACGACCUCGCCAGUGGAAAGGGGGAUUGUCUGUCCUUUUCGCACAUCUCUCAUGCUCUGACCGCAAAUAGCCAUUUCAUUCCUGAAGCGAGCCUGAUAUCAGUGGACGACAGCUUGUACGAGUGA